Messenger RNA from Drechmeria coniospora, 543 nucleotides. RefSeq names its product peptidylprolyl isomerase A precursor, mitochondrial. Gene Ontology annotation, molecular function: peptidyl-prolyl cis-trans isomerase activity. NCBI's taxonomy places the organism in Eukaryota, Fungi, Ascomycota, Sordariomycetes, Hypocreales, Ophiocordycipitaceae. The record is from RefSeq and is a predicted model, not a curated record. The transcript is spliced from 5 exons. Gene Ontology annotation, biological process: protein peptidyl-prolyl isomerization; protein folding. The coding region runs from base 1 to 543 and encodes 180 amino acids.
AUGGGUAACAAGGUUUUCUUCGAUAUUGAGUGGGAGGGCCCUGCCAUCCAGAAUGGCAAGCCUACUGGUCCCGUCAAGGUCCAGACUGGCCGCAUCAACUUCAAGCUCUACGAUGACGUUGUCCCCAAGACCGCCGAGAACUUCCGCGCUCUCUGCACCGGCGAGAAGGGCUUCGGUUAUCAGGGCUCUUCCUUCCACCGCAUCAUCCCCGAGUUCAUGCUCCAGGGUGGCGACUUCACCCGCGGUAACGGCACUGGCGGCAAGUCCAUCUAUGGCGAGAAGUUUGCCGAUGAGAACUUCAAGCUGACGCACGACCGCCCCGGCCUCCUGUCCAUGGCGAACGCUGGCCCCAACACCAACGGCUCCCAGUUCUUCGUCACCACUGUCGUCACCUCGUGGCUCAACGGCCGCCACGUCGUCUUCGGUGAGGUUGCCGACGACGAGUCCAUGUCUGUCGUCAAGGCCCUCGAGGCCACCGGCACCAGCAGCGGCACUGUCAAGUACAGCAAGCGCCCUACCAUUGUCAAGUCUGGCGAGCUGUAA